This is a messenger RNA of Fomitiporia mediterranea MF3/22, 4875 nucleotides long. RefSeq lists its product as uncharacterized. The coding region runs from base 1 to 4875 and encodes 1624 amino acids. The transcript has 9 exons. The record is from RefSeq and is a predicted model, not a curated record. Gene Ontology annotation, molecular function: GTP binding. NCBI's taxonomy places the organism in Eukaryota, Fungi, Basidiomycota, Agaricomycetes, Hymenochaetales, Hymenochaetaceae.
AUGCCGCCUUCAACGUCGUCGACCUCAACGCCCCUGCGGCCACGAGCCGACAGGAUCAAGGACAACAUCCUCAAGGAGUCCUCUACUGGCUGGUCCAAUGCGGGCACCACACCUCUGCGAAUUGCGAAGCGCGAUCACCUAUCUCCUUCCUCAUCAUUAAGUCCUAAUCCGGCUGCCGCUGGUCCUGCGCAUGUCGUCGUCGCCCGCCGCUCAAGCAACAGCUAUAAACAUAUGUUCAAUAAUAAUCUCGUCUCUCGCUCGCCGUUCAAGUCGCAGCUCGCUCCACGUCAACCAACUGCAGCCGAAGCUCUGCCAAACAGUCCGCGUCCGCGUCCAGUAUUGCCUACUGCGCGCAAGGUCAGCGGCGAGAAGCGGCCACGGCCCGAGUCUCUCAUCCAACAACAGGAACAAGAGGAUGAGCGGAGAGUUAGCGAGCUUGGUUAUAAGCGUCGUCAAUCGAGGGGUUUCCAAGGACUAAUGGACAAGGGUCCUGUUUCGAAGAGCCCCUUUCGUCAGCUUAUGGGUCCAAGUAGGGCCAAGAAAGAUGGAGAUAGCAAGGACAUCGAGAAUCAAUAUGACAGGGACGUUGACAUGGACAUAGACAUGAACAUGCCAAUUGCUAUAGAAUUUCCUGCGAAAGGCGACGACACGACGAGUCCUGAGACGACGGAGACAGACUCCUCAGUAAAUAGCAGAGAGAGCGAGACACGCCCGCGGACACCCCCAAAACGCGCUACCCCUCCACCCUUUACACCAUCUCCAGGCUUUGAACGGCGCUCACCUGGACCUUCCGCUCUGCAGGGUUCUCCAGCACGUUCGGCGCUUGUAACGAAAUCCCGAUUGCUAGGUCCACGCUCCCGCUCUUUGUCCGCCGGAGCCAGCGGGUCGCCGACAAAGGAAGUACCUCCACGCCGCGAACGGCGGAAGACUGUUACUUUCGACGAGCGUUGUGAUGUUGUUGAGUUUGACCGUGAAAGCUGUGAGGAUGCUGUAUUCGACACUGACGAUGAGCACGUGUAUGGUGCUCCGGAACCCCAGAGGAACCAUGACGAGGACACGUCACCUGAAGGGUCUGAAUAUUUUGAUGCAGCUGCGCUCGAUGAUAGCAUCAAUGGGCUCGUGGAUUCAAUGCUACAGGAGCAGGAAGCCACCUCGCUUAGUGAACCAUCUACACCAGAGACCAACACGGCAUCGUUGUCAUCAAUUGCGACGGAUAUCGACUUAAUGCCUGGAGGAGCCGAGGGUGGUGUUCCACUUGGGCGGUCUCAUCAUGUAGACCGAGUCCGUGCUCACCAGCAUGAACUUAAUGAUACGCAGCCUCCACUACCCGCCGUGUUCCCUAAUGAUGACACUACAUUCUUUACACCUCCGCGUCAAGAACAGGGAGACCCACAAACACCACGAGGGCACAGUACACCAACGUUCAGCUCAUAUGGAAAGGCGCCACUGCCUUCCCUUCCUCCGGAUACGGAACGCGCCGAGGACGGAAUGCCACUUGGUCGGACACAUCAUGCAGAUCGCGUCCGGGCUGCGCAUGAGUCAAGUAUAGAAUUGGACGCGAAAGCGCUGCAGCCAAGUCCUAGCCCGGCCAAGAAAGCUGCACCGAUGCAUAGUCAGCCUCCACCGGAAGGGCUUCUUCCAAAAUUCGACUUGGGUCUCGACAACGUUCGGACAAGCUCUCCGCUCGGAUCUACCAAGGAGCGUAGAACUUCAGGUGAAGAUGUGUUCGGUUCACCAGGUGCCGCUAAUGAUGUGCUUGCAGAGUUUGAGUUUGACCAUCCUGAUGUUGAUGAAGAAGUGCUCUCUAGUACGUCAAUUGCGAGUUUCCAUGAGUAUCCUCCGCAGCCCGACUACGAGGAUGAUGAACAUCGGCGUUCGAUGGAUGUUUCGUUUGGCGUACGGUCGGACAGGUCGCUCGAUGCCAUCGUCUCUGAGUUGCGAUUAAAAGAUGACUCAUUCGAAGGCGGUGCUGUGAAGCAAGAUCUGGAUGAAUUACAAAAAGACAUCCAGAAGGAUUUGGAAGAUGAUACGGAGCGCGAGUACCAGGAGUUGAACAAAGAACCUGAACCCCAUGCAUCCCCGCUACUUGAUCGAGAUCGCAACACAGACUUUGGGCCUCAUUCGCCAAGGAAUCAUGGACUAUAUGCGCAGCCUAACAUCGGGAGUUCUGGCAGUCUAACAGACGCUGACGGCAGGCGAAGCAGGAGUCCGCGUAUUAACCGGGAAGAUGUUUUGCGCAAGCUCUCUAGGCAGCGCUCGAACGAGAGCUACACUCCGUUGGAAUUACCUGCACUUGGUUCCUCUAUGUCGGCCUUGCCUAGACUUGAGGAGAAGGCAGGAGAGGAUGCAAAUAUGGACUCGGAUGAGUAUGUCAGUCUUCCUCCUACUCCUUCUCAGAUAGAGAUGGAGAAACCGCAAUCGAGACCUCCGCUUGAGGAACGACUAAAGAGAGCACUUUCUCCAAAUCUUCCUGCGCCUGUGCUUGUGAGACCUGCUGUUGGACCGUCAACUUCAUCCGCGCCACCCUCCCCAGCAGCACCUUCGUAUGACCCUAUGUCGCCCCCACCGCCGAUUCGAGAUGGUCCAUCCCAUUCUCCUCGUGGAACUCCUAUCGUAUCACCUCCGAUGGUAUCGCCUCCUCGAGUUGGACAACAUGGUCGUGCACAAACAUAUGACUUCGAUGAGCGUCCGCCUUCGACGCCUGCUAAGAUUAUCGAACCUCGUUCUCCAAUGUCCUCAUCGUUUGAUUUCAACCGGCCAGGCGUUGAUAUCGCGGAGAUGGACAUGCGUAGUGCACUUGAACGUCUUGUUGACGACGUGAGCAUCGCCGGAGGUGUAGAGCCCACAUCAGCUAAUACCACAGGGCGAGGCAACGUAGAAAUUGAUCGGUCCGGCGCGACAACGUCUGACGGAGAUGUUAGCAUGGCCGAGACAGAGCUCAUUACAGAGGAAAGCACGGAUCUGCUUGCCAAUCUGCGUGAGCCGACUCACGAGAGGCCACAAGUGCAGCGAGCAGGAACGGCGCCGUUUCCUAGUUUGCCUUCUACUUCCACUCCUGAGAGGCCACCUAUAUCUCGAAGUGCUUCUGAAGUAACGAUGCCUGGUGGGUCUUCCGCUGCUGCCUUUCACAGUGCUGCACAACCGUUUCCGCGAACUGGUCAGGGUUCUGCUGGUCAAGACACUGGUGCUCCGCCGCCUGUACCGCCGAAGACGCCUGAGAAGAGUGCCCGUCAGGCUCGCGAGGAGAUGAUUAGGGAGAAACGUCGAGAGGCUAGGGCGCGAGAGUCGGGUGAAUACUUUGUGCCACCUCGGCGAGAUGCCUCUGGGAAUCUACUUGACGAGAGCCCGGCGAGCAGAAGAAGAACGACUUCCCGGCCGAGUGCGGGACGUAGUAUGAGCGCUGGGGACGCAGAAGAUAUUAUGAGCGAGGAUGCGCCUGGCCCUUCCAACCAACGACGGGUAUCUGCACUCCGUAAGAGACGGGGUGGAGUUCUCGGCGUUGCUCUGGAUGACGGGGAAGACAUGUUAUCUAAUAGCAUUGAACGCGAGCUGAAAAAGCGAGACGAUCCAAAGAAGACUUACGAGCUUCGCGAGCAUGAUGUGGUUUAUGCUUCGUCGUCACAAGAGGAAGCUAUGGCACGGGUAAGCCAAAGCCUUGAUGUUGAGGAUAAGGCGUGGAGAACGGUUCGCCGUCCUAGUGAUAUGGACGAGUACGCUCGGCAGAUCAAAGAAUUCCGCGCGCAAGAGAAGCCUGGUAAAUCGCAUGGCAGGCUCUUCGUAAAAGUCAUAAAAUUACGAGCGCUAUCCGUACCACUGCCACCUCAACAUACUAUGUUUAGUUGUACUCUCAACAACGGUAUCCACUAUGUGACCACGCCCGAAUGCCGGCUCACGCGUGAAGCCAAGAUUGAGCAGGAGUUCGAGUUAAUUGAACAUACGAAGCUGGAGUUCUCAUUAACACUCAAAGUACGCCGCGAUCCUCACAUUCUACAACAAUUCAAGGCGAUUACUGCGCCGGCUGUUCCUCCUGUACAAGCGAUACCAUCGCCUACAUCUCGAGGCGUGCGCGGUUUCUUUGGCGGUACGCCUAAAAAACCCAAGGUGUCCAAGCACAGCCGUGCACAGACAGAGCCACUCGUGCGUUUUGUGUUAGAAGAGAACCUGGCGCGAUACAUGAAACAGGAUGGAACACUAGCUCGUGCCUUUGUUGCGUUCAAGGAUAUCGCGAGACAUUGUGAUACGCGGCUAUUCGAGACUGCGUUCCCGCUUAUCGGUCAGCGUCUUGAAGCUCCUGGUGAAGGUGGUGGUGCGGGUGGGACGAUGGUACCGAAGCAAGUUGGGGAGAUUAUACUUCAGAUCUUUAGGCUUCCUCCGUUGCCUGGAGUUCCGCCGAACCAACUUCCUCAGAGCUUGGACGAGUGUCAUCGUGGGCUUAGGAAUAUUAAUUGGCAUAAGGUGACGUACCAUGAGGGCGUUUUGACUCAGUUGGGUGGAGACUGUUCUACGUGGCGAAGGAGGCAACUUCGUGUCAUCGGUGGUAACUUGGUCGCGUUCAAUGAUGUCACCAAGCGUGCGACUGCUACGAUUGACUUGAAGAAAGCCAUUGCUAUUGAGGAUGACCAGGACCCGAAGAAUGUCACGAAACGUCGAGACGUUGAUGACUUCGACGCGAUGUAUGGUGUUGAACGUUCAUUCCGCUUGGUGUUCCCGCAUAACCAGGGGAUUACUUUCUUUGCGGAUACCGAUGAAGAGAAGGCGAAAUGGCUCGAAAUCUUCCGUGCUCUUGUCGGUCACAUCCCGCCUCAUCCUCUAUGGGCCGAGCUGCUUUGGCAGAAACUCCAGGAAGACGCGAAGAAGUCGGCUCAGCAACAAUAG